CAAAAGAGGCCCAGACGGGAGACUGCGAAUGUUUCAGGAAUUUCGACGACGGAGGGCCGCCGGGCCGGCAGGUGGGCGUUGCUGGGCAACCGGGCUAAGGGCUAAACCAGCUGCCCUUUGAUCCUGGCAACAAGUCCUUGCAGUAUAGUAACAGGGUUGGAGCUACUGAAAAUGGAGGUGAGACAAGCCACAAGCGGCAGAGGACGAUUCCUCCAGACACUCUUCAGAAUCUGAAUCUUGAAUCUCCUCCAAUGGAUUUGGGCAUGUCUGACCCAGCGGCCUGGGCCACUGCAAUGAAUAAUCUCGGGAUGGCCCCAGUGGGAAUAACAGGAGAUCCAAUUUUGCCUGACUUUGACCCCACCCUUGGGAUAAUGACGGGGAUCCCACCGAUCAAUCCUUUGAUGCCUGGCUUAGGGAUAGUGCCGCCACCAAUCCCGCCAGAUAUGCCAGUGGCUAAGGAGAUCAUUCAUUGCAAGAGCUGCACCCUCUUCCCACCUAACCCAAAUCUUCCUCCUCCUGCCACAAGGGAAAGACCUCCAGGGUGCAAGACAGUAUUUGUUGGAGGGCUGCCUGAAAAUGGGACAGAAGACACCAUUGUGGAAAUUUUUGAGCAAUGUGGUGAGAUUGUAGCCCUCCGGAAGAGUAAAAAGCACUUCUGCCACAUCCGUUUUACUGAGGAGUAUAUGGUGGAUAAAGCCAUCUAUUUGUCUGGUUAUCGCAUCAGGCUGGGCUCCAGUACUGAUAAAAAAGACACUGGGCGCCUCCACGUGGAUUUCGCUCAAGCUCGGGAUGACCUCUAUGAAUGGGAAUGCAAGCAGCGGAUGCUGGCCCGAGAGGAGCGCCAUCGCCGAAGGGUCGCAGAAGAGCGAUUCCAUCCUCCCUCGCCACCCCCUGUUGUCCACUACUCAGAUCAUGAGUGCAGCAUUAUUGCCGAGAAGCUAAAAGAUGAUUCCAAGUUUUCGGAAGCAGCACAGACAGUGCUGACCUGGAUAGAACGUGGGGAAGUGAACAGACGAAGCGCAAACAACUUCUACUCCAUGAUUCAGUCGGUCAAUAGCCACAUUCGCCGCCUCAUGAAUGAGAAAGCAGCCCACGAGAAGGAUAUGGAGGAAGCAAAGGAGAAAUUCAAACUUGCGCUUUCAGGGAUUCUUGCCCAGUUCGAGCAGAUAGUGGCCGUGUACCAUUCUGCCUCCAAACAAAAGGCUUGGGACCAUUUCACGAAAGCGCAGCGUAAGAACAUCAGCGUAUGGUGUAAGCAAGCAGAGGAAAUCCGUAACAUUCAUAAUGAUGAGCUGAUGGGCAUCCGACGAGAAGAGGAGAUGGAAAUGUCUGAUGAUGACACGGAACCAUCUGAGACCAAAGAGAUGGAAGAAUCAGCCUUAAUAUCACAAACAGAAGCUCUGAAGGAAGAAAACGAUAGCUUGCGCUGCCAGCUCGAUGCCUACAGGAACGAAGUGGAGCUCUUGAAGCAGGAGCAGGGCAAAGCGGGCCGAGAGGAAGACUCGAGAAAAGACCAGCAGCUGAAGCUCCUCCAGCAGGCUUUACAAGGAAUGCAGCAGCAUCUUAUGAAACUCCAAGAUGAAUGUGAAAGAAGAGAUGCAGAACUGGAAAAAGAGAAGGAACAGAAAGUCCAGCUAGAGAAAUUGAUGGAAAGUCUGAAAGAAAAGCAAGAACUGGUAGCUGGACAGGACUGGGUGAAAGACUCCAGUGAUCAGCAAGACCAUGUCAGCAGCUUGUCACCAGUCUGCUCAAUGAACCAGGAGAAGGAGGGCAUGCUUGAAAGAGGACUCCUCAGCAGCCCAAUCAAAUCGGAGAGGGAAGCAUUACUAGUGGGGAUCAUCUCCACCUUCCUGCACGUUCACCCAUUUGGAGCAAGCAUCGAAUACAUUUGUUCCUACCUCCAGCGGCUUGAUAGCAAGAUUUGUGCUAGCGAAGUAGAAACCCUCAUGACUCGGCUUCAGCACACCUUCAAGCAAGAGAUGAGUGGCGUUGGAGCAAGCCUGGAAAAAAGGUGGAAAUUCUGUGGCUUUGAGGGACUGAAGAUGACAACGUGAAUUUGAAACUAACAAGGCUUUGGACUCUGGCAGUCAUCCUGGGUGUCCAGGUUGAACAAGCCUGCACUUCUGCGCCAUUCAUCCAUGGUGCAGCCACUGCCUCACCUCGUAGAAGAACUGCUUUGACAAAACGGGGGCCAAUUUGCAAGGGCUGUAAUAUUCUUGUCUCCCCCCCCCCUUUCUGUAAUGCACUGAGCCCUUUGGCAGUGAGUAUCCUGACAUGUUCUUGAGUCAGUUCCAGCACUGCUGUUUGAAACUUUGAUACUUUUUGAAAAAAAGGCUUCGCUCAAAACA
Messenger RNA from Eublepharis macularius, 2348 nucleotides. RefSeq names its product ecto-NOX disulfide-thiol exchanger 2 (gene ENOX2). Gene Ontology annotation, molecular function: RNA binding; protein-disulfide reductase activity. The record is from RefSeq and is a predicted model, not a curated record. Gene Ontology annotation, biological process: ultradian rhythm. Bases 252 to 2054 code for a protein of 600 amino acids. Gene Ontology annotation, cellular component: plasma membrane; external side of plasma membrane. The transcript is spliced from 15 exons. NCBI's taxonomy places the organism in Eukaryota, Metazoa, Chordata, Lepidosauria, Squamata, Eublepharidae.